This is a messenger RNA of Acanthamoeba castellanii str. Neff, 1536 nucleotides long. RefSeq names its product Fbox domain containing protein. The record is from RefSeq and is a predicted model, not a curated record. Gene Ontology annotation, molecular function: protein binding. The transcript is spliced from 10 exons. Lineage: Eukaryota; Discosea; Longamoebia; Acanthamoebidae. The coding region runs from base 1 to 1536 and encodes 511 amino acids.
AUGCUGCAGGCGCUCUGGGGCCGUUCGAAGCCACAGGCCGCAACCUCAACAGAGAACGGUGGUGGACAAGACCAGGAAAGCGGGACGGUAAUCGAAGAAGGCAUUCAGGAUGCUGAAAUUGGAGAUGCAGAGACCAGUGCGCAAUCAAACCCUGUGAAGAGGAAACGAGAAGAAGCAAAAGAAAAGAAAGAGGAGGGAAACGAUAACAAGCUGUUUCAUGGAGAGAAGAUUCAGGUGACAAAUGGCGUUCUGAUCAAGAAUGGAGUAAAAUCGCAAGAGGGAGAGGAAGAAGAUGACGCCCAUCAGAUGCCCAUGCAGAUUGCGGAGACCAGAGGACAAGGGCACAGCGGUGGGCUCGUGCCAUACCAAGAGACGCCCUUCGGCAUGCUACCGCCAGAGAUGGUGCUCCAAAUCUUCAGCUUCUUCCUCGACGAUUUGCCCUUCCUCGUGCGCAGUAUCGGGCUCACCUGCCGCCACUGGAACGACUUGGCUUCCUCCAACCCUCUGUGGAAGCGAGUGAUGGAGCUGGGCCUCAGUGAAGUCCUGUCGUGGACCUCUGCGGACCCGAUCGGCGUGGUUCCCAACACCAACGCGCCGCCAGACAUCGAGGACAGUUCCUACAAAGACCUCUUCUGUAAAUACCACGUCCGCAUUCGCAACAACUGGGAGAACGGAUCGUACUCCAUAAAGGCCCUGACCGGGCACAAGGACUUUAUUCGAUGUGUACGGUUCGACAAGACCCAUCGGGCGGUGAGCAGCGGCGUGGAUCGGAUGGUGUGCGUGUGGGAUCUGAAGACGGGCGAGUGCAUCAAGACCAUGAAGGGCCACACCGGUGAGGUGGACAGCGUGGACUUUCACGGUGACACCGUCAUCAGCGGCUCUUUUGAUUCGACGGUGAGGUUUUGGGAUGUGAAAACGGGCGAGUGCACGAACGUGCUGAAAGAGGCGGGCUCCAUUUUGAUGUGGUGUGUGCACCUCUUCCCCGAGAGCAACAGAGUCCUUUGCCCAGCUUCGUUGGCGCUGUGGGACUCGGAAAAGAGGGAAGUGCUUCAUCGAUACACGAAUCCCACGUCGGCCAACGUGAUGUCCAUGUACGCGUGCGGACAAAGCGGACCGGUGGACCCGCUGCUGACCGGCUCGUCGGACAAGAUCAUUCGACUGUGGGACACCGAGACAGGGUUGUGCAAACUCGAGAUGUCGGGACACACAGACAGCAUCUGGGCCGUGCACUACGACCAGGGCGCCGUUAUCACCGCUUCAUCCGAUCGAACCGUCAAAAUGUGGGACAUCAGGAGCGGUCAGUGCGUGGAGACGCUGAAAGGGCACUCGGGCACCGUGUUCUGUAUGUGGGCCGAUGGCGGUCACGUCGUGAGCGGCGACUCCAACGAUUGGCUGUUCGUGUGGGAACUCCGGCAGAGACGACGCUUGCAAUCCUUCAAGGAACACGAAGGUGGUCUUCGGUCUGUCCAGAACGAUUCGCACAAAAUCGUCUCAGCGUCGUGGGACAAGACGAUCAAGGUUUGGUCGUUCGUGUGA